This is a messenger RNA of Cryptomeria japonica (Japanese cedar), 1115 nucleotides long. RefSeq names its product BES1/BZR1 homolog protein 4. The coding region runs from base 132 to 926 and encodes 264 amino acids. Gene Ontology annotation, biological process: brassinosteroid mediated signaling pathway; DNA-templated transcription. NCBI's taxonomy places the organism in Eukaryota, Viridiplantae, Streptophyta, Pinopsida, Cupressales, Cupressaceae. The record is from RefSeq and is a predicted model, not a curated record. Gene Ontology annotation, molecular function: DNA-binding transcription factor activity. The transcript is spliced from 2 exons.
UUUUUCACUGCCUUUUUCAUACUAUAAACAAAUCAAACCAAGGCUAGGACCUGUAAUUCUGGUGCCAUUGGUCGUCAGAUUGAUCAAAUAGUUUUAGCGAUUGUUUUUUCUGCACUGUGUUGAACUUUUGGAUGACGACGUCGGGUGGUAGGCUCCCAAGCAACCAGGAGCGAGAGAACAAUAAGAAACGGGAGAGGAAGAGAAGAGCCAUUGCUGCAAAGAUAUUUGCAGGCCUUCGGCUUUAUGGCAACUACAAGCUGCCCAAGCACUGUGAUAAUAAUGAAGUGCUCAAAGCCCUCUGCACCGAGGCCGGUUGGACGGUUCAACCGGACGGAACAACAUACCGCCCGGGCAUUACAAUGGCUGAGCCGGUGGACUGUAGCGAUCGUCAAGCAAAGAACGGUUCUUUGAUUCCAUGGCUCAAGGGUCUCAGAAGCCAAGGUAGCCGGCUGGCGGCUCCGACUGCUUUGCCGCCCUUGCAGAUAAUGACCGGCGGCCAUUGCAGUGCGCCGGUCACUCCGCCUCUCUGCUCUCCCACCGGAAUGGAGUAUAUUAGCAGCUCUAAUCUCAGCUCACCGUACUGUGAAUCACUUUUUUCAGCCCAGACUUCUGGUCUUUAUCUCAAUGCUUACCAUUGUGGGGAUGGUAAGGUAGAGAACUGUGGCUUUCUUGAUCCGGGUGUCCAAGAUUCAUUUUUUUUCUCUUCUGAGAAUGGAUUUCAUCCGUCGGCCUGGAAAACUGCUGCUUCCGGGUGCCCUAAUGAUGAUGUUUCUGGUGUGUGUUUUGAAGAGGGGCCAGGAAAUUCAAUGGGUAGAGAUGAAGAAUGUGUUACAGUUAGGAAAUGUGAGAAUAUGUAUUCUCUGCCUUGUCAAGAGCUCAUGCUAGACCUAACACUGGGGCUGCCUAACAUAAGGGAUUCUAGGUAAGCUUAAACAAGGGAAAACUAAAAACUAUAGCCCGUGCUUAGCAGAUAUCUGUACUUGGUUGUUACAAACUAAACUCACUUAGCGGAUGUGCAGGGUUCUCCUUUGUGACUUUUUAUUGUUAUUUCCAUGACUUUUGUCUCACGAACUAGAAAUAAGAUCUCUCUGUGGAAGCUCACUGUCGCUAAUGAA